Laccaria bicolor S238N-H82 is the source of this 1272-nucleotide messenger RNA. RefSeq lists its product as uncharacterized. Lineage: Eukaryota; Fungi; Basidiomycota; Agaricomycetes; Agaricales; Hydnangiaceae. The annotation marks the transcript as partial. The record is from RefSeq and is a predicted model, not a curated record. Gene Ontology annotation, cellular component: nuclear outer membrane-endoplasmic reticulum membrane network; endoplasmic reticulum; ribonucleoprotein complex. Gene Ontology annotation, molecular function: mRNA binding. The transcript has 5 exons. Gene Ontology annotation, biological process: intracellular mRNA localization.
AAACCUGACAAAAAGGCGUACGACGCGGAACAAGAUAAAAUUAAGGCAGAAAUAGACGCUCUGCAAAUCAAGCUGACCUCUGUUCGUGACAAAAUUGGCGGCACAACUAAGUCUGGUCCGGGUAACGACCAUAGAAAUGCACUUCGUGCUGAAUUGGACAGCAUCCGAGAUAAACAAUCCGCAAAUAAGACGUCGAGGGGCAAGGUGCUAGACCAGUUGAAAUCUCUCCAAGACGGCGCUCAGAAGAAGAUCAAAGAUCUUCAAGCCGCGAAAACCAAGAUCAACUUCAAAACUGUUGCCGAGGUUGACGCACAUAUCAAGCAGGUUCCAAAUAUUGUCGAAUCUGGUAACAUGAAACUCGCAGAAGAGAAGCGUGCGCUUCAGGAUAUUAGUUCAAGCAAGCGUAACCGACGUGCUGUCGAAGGAUUCCAGGCCGAGCAGGAAUCCAUCGAUGCUCUCCGUCAUUCAAUCGACGAACUGAAGAAGCAGUUGGAUGACCCCGAGUCGAAGGCGGUAUCUGAACGCUACGACGCAAUCAAAGCUGAGCUGGACGAGUUGAAGAGGGAGGGGGAUGAAGCGUAUCCUGAUCGCUCUAAACUCUUCGAGGAACGCGAUAAUCUGCAAAGCCAAAUCAAGAAUCUUUUCAAUGAAAAACGUGAUUCGGCUCAACGGUUCCGGGAUGCCAAUGAUCGUUAUUGGAAUAAAGUCAACGAGGAUCGUGCGAGGAGAGCAGAACGUGCUCGCCUUCAGCGGGCGGCAGAGGAAGCUCAAAAGAAACAGGAUCUUGCCGAACGCAUUCGAGAAGAAGCGCAGGUUCCAGCUUUCCAGGCGCAGAUUGAGGAUUGUCAAACAUUAAUUGACUACUUCUCUGGGAAAUCAAGCGGACAUGUGUCGUUCAAGUCUGCUUCUCUCUCCGUAAAGGCUGAGGUUGCAGGUGUGCCGAAACUUGACAUUCGAAAAGUUGAGGAGAUACCCGAGGGUCUGGUCGCGCUGAAUAAGAAGGGUAAAGCCGAAGACGCAUACUUUGUCGGAGGUAAGGGCAAGGGCAAGGGUAAAAAGGCUGCAAGUUCCUCGUCAGCGAACACCCCCCUUAACGUUCCUCUUCCUACCCUUUCAGCCCUAUUAUCAUUGUCGAUACCGCCUCCUUCUGCAAGCGUGGAUGUCCCCCGUGUCAUUGAAGAUCUCAAAACGAAAAAGACAUGGUUUGAGGCCAAUCAAGCGAGGGUUACCGCUGAGAACAUCUCCAAAGCAGAGGCGGAUAUCCGGCGUCUA